Messenger RNA from Acanthaster planci (crown-of-thorns starfish), 2367 nucleotides. RefSeq names its product proton-coupled folate transporter-like. Gene Ontology annotation, molecular function: transmembrane transporter activity. NCBI's taxonomy places the organism in Eukaryota, Metazoa, Echinodermata, Asteroidea, Valvatida, Acanthasteridae. The record is from RefSeq and is a predicted model, not a curated record. Gene Ontology annotation, biological process: transmembrane transport. Gene Ontology annotation, cellular component: plasma membrane.
UUCCAUGCAAAUGUGGGCUACACCAUGACGUGUUCACACAACUGGAGCACACAUACAUGUACAUACGCGAACUCACGGCCUAGGCCGUGAGUUGUUGUGGACAUAGGCCUAAGUGUUCGGUGAGAACAUGUUUCUACCUCCAUGGUUUGACGAAACUCCAAAGCUGGUUUGUUUUGUUUAAUGUAUGGUCCAAUAGCUUUGCCAGAGCCUUCGUGAUAUCUGGAACUGACGAUGCCUACGCCGUCAAAAGAGGAAACACCUCUUCUACAAGAUGGAGUUAAUGGCAGGGCCACGUGGGUGUCAGUGGCACUCUUCCUUGUCCUACAGAUUCUCAUCUUCAUCCCCGGUGAAGCUGUGAUGGCGACGCUUGGAGUUCAGUUUGCGCGCUCCUCCUUUGCCCGCGAACGCAACUUCACUCUUCCAGUGGGAAGCAAUGCCUGCGGGACUGCCAACACGAGCCGCGAACUGACCGACAUCCAAAAAGAGACCGCGCUGUUCUCAACCUAUCAAAGCUUCCUGACCGAUCUCAUUCCGGUUUUGACUGGUUUGCCGCUCACAGCAGCUUCUGACUUCACCGGCCGCCGGCCCAUACUCCUCUUGAGAUGUCUGGGCCCGCUGGUUAUGGCCGUAGGAUUCUUGGUGGUAUCCUUCUUUGAGUUGUCUGCUUACUAUGCUCUCAUUGGCUGUGGAGUAUUUGGUGUCUCUGGAGGAUUUGUCCUUCUGCACUCAGUCAGCAUGUUAUAUGUGACAGACAUUGUCUCCCCCAAGCAAAGGGGUGUGGCAUUAGCCGCCAUUUAUGGCAUCGAAUAUGCCGUUGUGUAUUUAGCUCCACUGGGUUUGAACAUGCUACUAGAUGCACUGUCUUCGUUCAAAAUCGUGUAUUUAAUCAUCACCUGCUUCGCCGUGAUGGCUCUCCUGUGGAUGCUUCCGCCUGGCAUCAUACGGGAGUCGGUGAAAAAGCAGCCGGUAGAUUGCCGUGGCCUUACUGAGGGUAUCGUCCAAGGCGUCCGGGACCUUUUCGUGAAUGCCACCGGAGGUCGGCGGUGGAGACUGGUAGUCAUCCUGGCCUGCUAUGCAGUGGUGAGCUUUAACUUGCACGGCUUCCAGAACACGGUUAAUCUCUAUGCUCUUGGAGAACCCUUCUGUUGGACGCCAACGCUUGUCGGCGUUUUUGCAUUUGUUUACGGAGUACCAAAUGCAUUGUUGGCACCCAUCACAGUCUGGUUCAUGGAGCUUUUUGUAUCCGGUUAUUGGGUGAUUUAUCUGAGCAUCCUGUCAGGGAUAGUGGAGUUCUUGUUGACGGCAGUGGCUACAUCGAACGUGGUUCUCAUUUAUGGUGCUUCCUUAGGUGGCAUUUUCUUUGGCAUAUCUCAGCCGGUGUAUAUCGCGCUACUCACAAGACUCGUCGCCAGAAAGUGUCACGGGGCGUUAUUUUCGGUGCACACGUUGGUCUUUUCCCUCACCGCUGCCUCUUCACUCGUCGUCCAGAGUUACGCCUACUCUCUUGCCGUCCAGUCUGGUCAUGCUGUUGUUCUCUUCUACGUCAUGGCAGUGCUUAGUGGUGUUGUUUUCAUACCAACGGUAGUGGUGCACGUUUUGGAGCCAAAAGAUGGUUUCCAUCCUGAUGCUGCGUCGGAAGAUGGAAGUGAACAGAGCAAAGCCGAUUCAACCAGUGGAGAUACCGAUAAAGACACAUUCGCUUUAGCCCCAUCAUCCCACAAAUGAACUUGCCUAAUAAUAUGUAUACCAAGCUGUUCUUUUUGGACACGUUUGCCGCAUGUAAUUUGUGUUAAUAUUCGCUUUUGAUAUUAUAGCGUGACAUCGCAAAAAUCGGUUAUACUGGUCUAACUAAGCUAUCGCCAAGUCAAAGCUGCAUAUUUACCUCGGCAUUUUGGAUGCCAAAGAAUAUAGGGUAGUUUCGAUGGAGAAAUCUGACACGCAAAGAAAUAAUUUUCAGUACAACAGACAGUACCGGUAGAGACUGAAGCUAUGGGAACUGUUUUAAUAUUCUGUUCAGUUUCAAGAAAAUUACUUCAUUUCCACAAUUGGGUUUCGUUAUAUUUAUACAAUUAUACAGAACCCAAAUUAAUGAUCCGCAAUCCUUCAUUCGCACUGUGCAAGUGGUCACUUGCCCUGCCGAACACGCCGAUUCUGCAGCCUUAAUACUUCGAUAUUUAUGCUGAAUACUCCAACCAGCAAAAAACUGAAUGGUUUCAAGGGCAAUGUUUCGGUUGGUUUCUUUUUAAAUUACAUAUCAAUAUAAUAAUAAUUAUAAAUUCAAAUUAUACUCCACACGUAUAAGGUAUAAGCUAAUGAAUGAAAUUAAAUUACGCGUACAGAUUAUAUGCUGCGUUUGUGCGGGCAACA